AUGGCUUGUGCACAUGUGAAGCAGAGAAAAGACUCAAAAGAAACAACAGUAAAUAGCUUAUCACAACUUUGUAUCGAAUCAAAAACUGAUUUUAAUCUAAAUUCAAGCUCUCGUCUCUGUUUGUUGUGUCCAUCGCCAACAAUAACCGCUGCUAGUCGUACUAAUUUCUGUUUCGAUUUUCUACUUCGUUCGGCCGAUUAUCGUUUACAAAUAAUGCGUUUAUUUUGGUUAAAUUUUGCACAACUCGUCUUCAUUAUUUUGUUUUUCUUUUUACCAACAUUUUUACGCGCAAUUAACCAUUUUGAUUAUUCAAUGUUAUUGAAACCAAAGCCGACAUCUCACCCUUCAUCACAAUCACUGUUCGAUUUAUUUUCAUCUACAACAGAUAAUUUUACUACCGUCGAUAAUUUCUCCUAUCAUGAACAACAAUAUGAUCGUUAUUUGUAUUUUUCAACGAAUGAGCGUUUAAGAUUGCGAGAUGAAUCGAAGAAAAUGUUUGAGUUUGCUUACGAUAAUUAUAUGCAAUACGCAUUUCCGUUGGAUGAACUAGAUCCAAUUCAUUGUCGCGGAAGGGGACCCGAUGUCGAGAGACUUGACAAUAUAAAUAUUAACGAUGUGUUGGGAAAUUAUUCGCUAGGAUUGGUGGAUAGUUUAGAUACGUUAGCAGUUAUGGGAAAUGCCACAGAAUUUCAGCAUGCUGUUAAGCUUGUUAUUGAACACGUGCGAUUCGAUAGAAAUACCACGAUACAAGUAUUUGAAGCCACAAUAAGGGUACUUGGUGCACUGUUAUCCGCACAUUUACUUAUAAUUGAUCCUCUACAACCAUUUGGGGAUCUUGCUAUACCAAACUAUGCCAAUGAAUUACUCGAUUUAGCACAUGAUUUAGCCUCAAGGUUGCUACCGGCCUUCGAGAAUGUACCUCAUGGUCUACCUUAUCCUCGGGUAAAUCUGCUAACUGGUGUUGUAUCUGGCAUGAGAAACGAUACAUCGACAGCUGGUGCGGGAAGUCUGUCGUUAGAAUUCACAAUAUUAAGUCGAUUAGUUGGUGAUCCUAUAUUUGAACGUGUCGCGCGUCGUGCGGUCAAUUCUCUGUGGACAAGGCGCAAUCAAAUCACUGGAAAUGUCAUUGAUGUGGAAACUGGUGAAUGGAUAGGGCAGAGUUCGGGUCUCGGUGCUGGAAUCGAUUCAUUUUUUGAGUAUUUAUUAAAAAAUUAUAUAUUGUUCGGUGAGCAAGAGGACUUGAACAUGUUUGAUGACGCGUACCAAGCAAUUUAUGCUCACAUGCGGAAGGGUCGAGUGAAUUGUAAAGAAGGCGUGGGUCUCCAUCCAAUGUAUGUGAAUGUAAACAUGCACACCGGAGCUGUAUCAACAACUUGGAUUGAUUCUCUGCAAGCAUCAUUUUCUGCCGUUCAAGUUCUGCUUGGAGAUAUUGACGAAGCAAUAUGUAUGCACGCCCUUUAUUACAGUAUUUGGCGAAAAUUUGGUGUUUUACCAGAAAGAUUCAACUGGCACGUGAAAAUGCCGGAUGUUAAUUUUUAUCCAUUGAGACCAGAAUUUGUCGAAGCAACAUAUUUUCUUUAUCAAGCAACAAAAAAUCCGUUUUAUCUGCAUGUUGGCCGUGAUAUUAUAGAAAAUCUGAACUAUUACACAAAAGUCAAAUGUGGAUAUGCAACCGUGCAUGAUGUAAACGAUAAAACAUUGGAAGAUCGAAUGGAGAGUUUUUUCUUAAGUGAAACAUGCAAAUAUUUGUAUUUGCUCUUUGAUGAAGACAAUUAUUUGAACAAACAAGGUGCUAAUCAUUAUAUAUUCACAACCGAAGCUCAUAUCAUACCGUUAAUGUCAAAAUUACGGAAAAAGGUUUGGGAAAAUGAUGGAUUUUCUAGUCCUACAUCGCCUGCUAAUGAGAAUGUAUUCGUUUCGUCCGACAACUGCGAAACGAAGAAGAAUGUUUCUAAUAAUAAAAAGAAACGAAAAUCAACCAAAACUAGUAUGAAAAACGAGAUAAUACAGAUUCAUCUCGGUGAAUCGACGACAAAAAAACCAGUGACUGUGAUAACCAACGUUAUUACAAACAAUACGAGAAAAGUUAAUGAAUCCAGUUGUCGUUCUCGGCCAAUUGAACGUCAUACAUUACCUUUGAGUGCUGCACUUUUAUUCCAAUUGGAUGAAAUGGUUGGAGUGUAUCCUCCUCGAUAA
Didymodactylos carnosus is the source of this 2196-nucleotide messenger RNA. NCBI's taxonomy places the organism in Eukaryota, Metazoa, Rotifera, Eurotatoria, Philodinida, Philodinidae. The record is from the annotation of a GenBank genome assembly.